GUCCUCAGCUUAAGACUCUUUUUCCAGCUUCCUUCAUCAAUCAUAUGAAGCAAAUUGAAAGAAUACAUGCAAAUGGUAAAAUUGAAACAUUUGCAGAGGAUGAAGCUUCCCAGUUGGUUCCCCAUGAGAUUGUAUUAUUCCCAAGCUUGAGAUUUUGGGUAACCCACUGCAAAUCGGUCAAAAGAAGAAGCUGUUGGGUUAAACCAGAUUCAUUUCCCAAACUGGAAGAUCUAAAAGUGAUUGGUUCCAAGGAUGAGGACAUGGUUAAUUUUCCAUUCGAAAUGCAUCAAAUAUUAUACGGAAUUGAAAAUAUCACAUUUCAACAUGUCUUCGAAUUAGUAAAAGUAUUUAAGAAUGGAAAAGAAAGCAACAGGAAUUAUGAAAGUAGUACUGUUGUAAAAGUGAAGCAUUUAACUUUGAAUAAUCUUCCUGACCUUACACACGUGUGGGAUGACAACCUAAGUUGCUGCUUUGAUAGUUUGGAAAAGAUUGAAAUAGAAAGAUGUAAGAAACUGAAGUAUUUACUGCCAUCAUCAAUUACAUUCUUCAAUUUGACACGUAUUGCAGUUGAUUAUUGCACUGGAAUGAUGCAUUUGUUUAAGUCUUCGGUUGCGAAGGAUCUAGUGAAUCUCAAGGGAAUGUCCAUAACAAAUUGUACAGAAAUGAGUUGUAUAGUUGAUGUGGCAGAAGAAGAAGAAGAAAGCAGGGAAGAAGAAAUUGUUUUCAAUAGAUUGGAAUAUUUGGAAUUGUAUAAUUUACCAAGAUUGACUUGCUUUUGCUUUGGAAAAUGCUUACUUAAGUUCUUCUGCUUGAAGAUAUUGGACAUAAAAAAAUGUCCUGAAAUGAAGACAUUUUCAUAUGGAAAAAUAAGUGCGCCCAAAUUGUUAUUUAUGUCCAUGGAGAGAGAAAAAUUAUCGACAACUCAUGGAAUAAAUGCCAUUAUUGAAGACACCUGGAACGAUGAGAUUCUCAGAAGCAUCAAAAAUUUGUUCACAAAACAUUAGAAUGAAAAGGAAGAUGGUGAAGAUUCUAUCAUUUAGAGAACGAAAAGAAAGAUGGUGAAGAUUCUAUCAUUUAAAGGUAAGUAUAUGGUGACUAUAGAAUGCUUGCCCUAAUUUCAAUGAAACACACUUCAUUUAUUUAUAAUGAUAGUACAUUUAAUGUACUAUUUCAUGUCCUAUAUUUAGGCCAGAUUUAUUGAUAUCAAGUGAUUUAUUUUCAAUUUUGUAGAAAUGGAGUGAUUCGAGGUCGUUUUGAGGUAUUUAAAAGGAAUUGAAUUAAAUUGGAGUUAAUCAAAUCUAAAUUGAACAACCGAGUGAUAAAAACAAGAGUUCAAGCCAAUAAACUCGAGCAGACAACGUGGAUACACUAUGGACAUUGAUCAAAUAUGUGGCUUGCUCAUUUAGACACUUUUGAAAAUUUAGGUAGCAUGUGCUUGACAUUAUCGUGUUUUCUUAUAAAUGAGUAAUUUCCAUUUUUAGGUCAUAACUUUUGAAGAAAGUAUCUAUUUGGUUGAAGAACCUAUCCGUGUCUCUUUCUUAUUCUUCUUAUUCUUUUUUGUUUGUUUUUUUUUUAUUAUUUUUUAUUUUACCCUCACUUUUCAUCUAUAUUCUUAGGUUUCAUAAAUUCCAAGUGAAUUUUGAGCUAUGUCUUAA
This is a messenger RNA of Benincasa hispida (wax gourd), 1655 nucleotides long. NCBI's taxonomy places the organism in Eukaryota, Viridiplantae, Streptophyta, Magnoliopsida, Cucurbitales, Cucurbitaceae. The record is from RefSeq and is a predicted model, not a curated record.